Molecule: messenger RNA, 303 nt
Organism: Babesia ovata
Lineage: Eukaryota; Apicomplexa; Aconoidasida; Piroplasmida; Babesiidae
Exons: 1
Coding region: 1-303 (100 amino acids)
Source: RefSeq, a predicted model, not a curated record
AUGUUGGAGUCUCCUUUGGCUAUGGGCUUAAAACCGAUCGUCCACGUCAGUGAGGAUGUCAGAGCUUGGCUGCAGGGUGUGGAAAGGAAAGAUGGAAAUGCUACAAUUCCCUUGAAUGAUGCUGCAAGCGCGAGGUGUGGUAACAUGUCUUUUGGUACGUUAUGUAAGCGAAUUACAGAUGAGGUGGGAUAUUGGGAGGGGAUUGACGUCCAGUACGUUGAAGAGGCUGAGAGGGCAGAAAAAGCGUUGGGUGGAAUUGACAAAAACCUGGAAAACAAAAAUCGUUUACAAUACGUUGAUUAA